This is a messenger RNA of Archocentrus centrarchus (flier cichlid), 1257 nucleotides long. RefSeq names its product prolactin-1. The transcript has 5 exons. Gene Ontology annotation, molecular function: hormone activity. Gene Ontology annotation, cellular component: extracellular region. Lineage: Eukaryota; Metazoa; Chordata; Actinopteri; Cichliformes; Cichlidae. The record is from RefSeq and is a predicted model, not a curated record. The coding region runs from base 48 to 686 and encodes 212 amino acids. Gene Ontology annotation, biological process: positive regulation of receptor signaling pathway via JAK-STAT; response to nutrient levels; positive regulation of cell population proliferation.
GCAACAAGGAGAAGAAGCAGUGGCUAACAGACAGCAGAAGAAGAGAGAUGGCUCAGAGAAAAACCAGCGGAAGCAAACUGUUCAUGACAGUGUUGUGUGUGGUGACGAUGUGCAGAGCCGUCCCCAUCAGCGACCUGCUCGAGCGAGCCUCUCAACACUCUGACAAACUGCACUCGCUCAGCACAAUGCUGACCCAGGAGCUGGACUCUCAUUUCCCUCCUUUUGGCAGGGUGAGCAUGCCGCGUCCCUCGAUGUGCCACACCUCCGCUCUGCAGACGCCCAUAGACAAGGAACGCGCACUUCAAGUACCAGAGUCGGAUCUGUUGUCCCUGGCUCGCUCUUUGCUCCAAGCCUGGUCGGAUCCUCUCGUCAUCCUGUCCUCCUCCGCUAACAGCCUCCCUCACCCAGCCCAAAGCAGCAUAUCCAACAAGAUCCAAGAGAUACAGGAGUACUCCCAAAACCUCAAAGAUGGCCUGGAUAUACUAUCUAGCAAGAUGGGUCCAGCUGCUCAGACCAUCACUUCACUGCCCUACAGAGGAGGCACCGACCUCGGCCAGGACAGGAUAACCAAACUGAUCAACUUCAAUUUUCUGCUGUCCUGCCUCCGCCGGGACUCUCACAAGAUCGACAGUUUCCUGAAAGUCCUACGCUGCCGGGCAGCGAGGAUGCAACCUGAGAUGUGCUGAAGAGUGAGUGGAUAGCUUGACUCUGUGGGGGGAUUGUUCUGAAAGCUGGUGUUGCCUAUAGAAUAAGGAUAAGGACGAGUUAUAAGUUACAUAUACACAUGAAAACAUACUUUAUUGCUCCCUUUCUCCAUGUGUAUGGAAAAAUAAAGGCAACCUAAAGGAGAUUUGUGUCUCCUCCUGAAACAGGGAGUUUUUGCUUCUUUAGGGAAAUGUGUAAACCACUACACUAUGGAGCCUUCAAGCUAGAAGGGCAUUAUGUGGCAGCCUUAAUGAUGUACAUCCUAAAGGUUAACAUUUAAAUAGAGGAGGGGGAGCUGCAUGCUGUUGUCCAGCCUUGCUAAUGUGUCACUGUCUUUUGUGAUGGAGCACAUUCCCAUGUUUUUAGCUGGCUUGGCAUUAUGAACUGACCACACGGUGGUCACAAACUGAAGCACAAAUGUGUGUAAAACCUGUGACUCCUCCUCGUCCUUACCUUAUGUUGAAGCAGCAUCCCCACAAAGUCAAAAUACUAAAGCAGAAAAUCAUUGGUGAAUAAUGUUUUCUUCCUAACUCAUCUUAAACAGUUAGAAAC